Molecule: messenger RNA, 459 nt
Organism: Saitoella complicata NRRL Y-17804
Lineage: Eukaryota; Fungi; Ascomycota; Saitoellomycetes; Saitoellales; Saitoellaceae
Product: L30e-like protein
Exons: 2
Coding region: 1-459 (152 amino acids)
Biological process (GO): rRNA pseudouridine synthesis; snRNA pseudouridine synthesis; ribosome biogenesis
Cellular component (GO): nucleolus; box H/ACA snoRNP complex
Molecular function (GO): box H/ACA snoRNA binding
Source: RefSeq, a predicted model, not a curated record
AUGGUUGAUGCAUCCGGAGACAAGAGCGACAACUACGAGUCGAGGUUGGCUGCUGUGAAUGAGAUUGCCAAGCCUUUGGCGCCGAAGAAGUUGAACAAGAAGUUGUUGAAGACUGUCAAGAAGGCUGCCAAAGCCAAGCAGAUCAAGCGCGGUGUCAAGGAAGUCGUCAAAGCCCUCCGCAAGCAACAAAAAGGUCUCGUCAUCAUCGCCGGAGAUAUCUCCCCCAUUGACGUUAUCUCCCAUAUCCCCGUCCUCUGCGAAGAUGCGGACGUGCCCUAUGUUUUCGUUCCGUCGAAGGAGGAUUUGGGUGCUGCGGGUGCGACGAAGAGGCCGACGAGUUGUGUUAUGAUUGCGCCGGGAAGUGGAAAGAAGAAGGGAGACAAGGAGGGCAAGGAGGAGGAUUAUUUGGAGUUGUACCAGGAGGUGACCAAGGAGGUUUCUAAGGCCGAUGAGUGGUAA